Molecule: messenger RNA, 6502 nt
Organism: Athalia rosae (coleseed sawfly)
Lineage: Eukaryota; Metazoa; Arthropoda; Insecta; Hymenoptera; Athaliidae
Gene: Orp8
Product: oxysterol-binding protein-related protein 8
Exons: 18
Coding region: 414-3113 (899 amino acids)
Cellular component (GO): cytosol; intracellular membrane-bounded organelle; membrane
Molecular function (GO): cholesterol binding
Source: RefSeq, a predicted model, not a curated record
GUCAGUCACUCCUCUGAUGUCACUAAUGUCGCACAUGUAGUGUAAUAUGUUCGUGAUACGCGUUUUCUUUACGUUCUUAGCGGUGGUUAUUUGAUUCCGCCUUGUCGUUUAGAACGUCACACAACGUGUGCCUACCUUGAUUCUUCCUACAAGAUUAUAUUUAAAUACUGUGAUUUGUUCACCCGAUGGAUUUACACUUAAGUUCAUACGAAAAUUUUUGUCGUUGAAACAACCUAUAUAAUAUCGAAUUCUAUACACGACGUAGCGUUUAUAUUAUUUGAUUUUGUAUCUAAUACGUAGUAGAUUUUUUCUGCAUCAAUUCUUUUGGUCUGUCUCAUUGAAUAUUCAUCGGUCAACGUGGUAGUUUGGUAAAGAUGAACUGCGAAUAAGGUGGCAAAACUUGGAAACAAAAAAUGAGUACACCACCAAUCAUGGUGCCAGGUGGAGAACGUCGUACGCAAUCCGAAUCUCUUUCUGUCUCCCAAUCGGUGGGAAACCCUUCUGAGCCCUUGCAGACUAUGACCCCACCUAAUGUCAGUCGAUCUCUCAGCAGUCCAGCAGCUGAUGAUAGACGACCUCGCCGUGGCAGUCAAACUGGAUCCUCACCGCUGUCCAAACUACCAUCACUAGAAUCUCUCUCAACAAGUACGAUUAUUACCACUUGUGCUCCACCAUCCUCUCCAGGUUUGCCUACCAUGGGUGAGAGCUGUCCUAAACUAGCAGACAAUUCGUCGGACAAGUCUGGCGAUGCCAGCAAGUUGACUCGUAAAGAGUCCUACAAGGCACAGCGAAAGAAUUAUCGGAUGGAGAAGAAAAGAGUGGCCAAUGAACUCCUCAGCUCUCUCAAAGAUCCCACUGUGGUGGUAAUGAGCGAUUGGCUCAAAGUUCGAGGAACACUUAAAAGUUGGACUAAAUUAUGGUGUAUUUUAAAACCUGGAUUAUUACUACUCUAUAAGAAUCCAAAAAUAAAGAGCAAUAAUUGGGUUGGUACAAUUCUGCUCAACAUAUGCCAGGUAAUAGAACGACCCAGCAAGAAAGACGGGUUUUGUUUCAAACUAUUCCAUCCACUAGAACAAUCAAUAUGGGCACCGCGGGGACCUGAAAAAGAGGCUAUUGGUGCCGUGGUUCAACCACUGCCUACGUCUUAUCUGAUAUUCAGAGCGCCAUCCCAGGCUGCUGGUAAGUGCUGGCUAGAUGCGUUGGAGCUCUCUUUGCGUUGUUCAUCGCUGAUUGUCCGGUCAAGUAGUGUUCUUCCCCGUUCACCACAACAUGAUGCCACAACUACACAUGAAACCCAAUGGAGUGAAGCCGAUUAUGAGAAACACUUCAACGAUCAUGACCUGGACGAUAUCAGUCAACCAGAAAACGGAGUGGUUGCCGAUGCUGAGAUCAGUGCCUCUGACAGCGAAUCAGAACCUUCUGUCAAGGAGGAGGAAUGUGACCAAAUUGAAGAGACUCCUUAUGUGGUUGUGGAGAAUGAAGUUCUGGGAUCGGCAGGAGAAGUAGUAGCAGAACUGCAAGAGGAGCAGAAAUCUCUCAUUUGGUUCCUAAUGAAGCAAGUCAGGCCAGGAAUGGAUCUGUCUAAAGUUGUUCUGCCAACCUUCAUCUUAGAACCAAGGUCUUUUUUGGAAAAACUGGCAGAUUCCUAUUAUCAUGCUGAUCUUCUAUCCCAGGCUGUCUUGGAAGAUGAUGCAUUUACACGUAUGAAAGGUGUUGUUAAAUGGUAUCUAUCUGGAUUUUAUAAAAAACCACAAGGCUUGAAAAAACCAUACAAUCCGCUGUUGGGAGAGACGUACCGUUGUUACUGGCAGCACCCGAAUGGCUCACGGACCUUCUAUCUUGCUGAACAGCUUUCUCAUCAUCCGCCCAUCUCUGGAUUCUAUGUAACCAAUAGACAAGAUGGUUUUGCGAUCAGUGCAACGAUCAUUGCCAAGUCCAAAUUCUAUGGUAAUUCAACAUCGGCAGUACUAGAUGGUGUGGCAAUUAUGACGAUGCUGCCAAGAGGUGAGGAUUAUACCAUGACCAUCCCUUAUGCCCAUUGCAAAGGUAUUUUGAUGGGAACAUUAUCGAUGGAGCUCGGUGGCAAGAUUAAUAUAAAUUGUGAAAAGACGGGGUAUCAGACGGAAUUAGAAUUCAAACUCAAGCCAUUCCUAGGUGGUGCCGAUCAAAUGAAUCAAGUAGUAGGGCGGAUUCGACUCGGCAAAGAAACGCUUGCCACGUUUUCAGGCUAUUGGGACGGACAAGUUAUCAUUAACGAUAAACGAUCGGGGACCGAUAGCGUUUUUUUCAAUCCUACAACUGAAAUUCGUAAGAGCAGAUUAAAGAAGUAUACUGUGCCGCUAGACCACCAGGGUCAGUGGGAAAGUGAAAACCUCUGGCAAGCGGUUACUGUGGCAAUUAAUAACGAUGAUCAGGUGGCCGCAACAGAAGCUAAGACUGUUUUAGAAGAAGCUCAGAGAGAACGUGCUCGUGAAAGAAAAUCCAAGAAUCAGGAAUGGAUUCCGAAAUAUUUUGUACAGGAUAUUAUUACCGGAAAUUGGGUGUAUCGCCAUGCUGAUCUGCGGCCUUGGGAUCCUCGCAAUGAUGUCAUCCAGUACGAGUAUGACUAUGUUGUCCGGACUAAAACCAGGCAUAAAACCCCAAUAAUGAGGACUGGUAGUAUAAUCUCUGUUGAACCACAAACUCAGAUGCCAUUGUUACAAGCUGAGUCUCGUUCAUCAUUGUCUGUAUUGAAAUCUUCGAGGAGGCAAUUAACGAACAACAUGCCGCUUACAGAAGGAACUCACGAUUCGGGAAGCUCUUCUGCGGAGUUUCACUCCGAUUCCAGUCAGUCUGUAGGAAAAAGGCGACGUGCUACCGCUAAAAUAAUUGACGUAAUUAAAGAGAUGGACUCUCGACUGCUUGAUCACGGAGAGAAGCUAAAUAGAAUUCAACAAAUUGUAGAACAACUCGCCAUCAAGCAAAGAGAACAAAACGAAAAUGCUCACCAACUGAAAUUAUCAAGGAAUUUGAUGGACACCGGCAUUGUGGUUGCAGUUAUUUUUAUCAUCCAAUACCUUCUGAAGUUUUGGAGUGAUAGAUCUAUCGAAACGAAAGGAACGUGUAACAGAUGAGGACUAUUCAAAGAAAAAUGGGGCAUCAUUACACCACGUGUUCCAAAAAGGUGAAUUGCUAUAUUGAGGUUGAGAGAAAAAAUAAUAUCCCGAAAAUCGCCGAAAUGCACUUGAAAUGAGCGAAGCUCAAGCAGCAGAUAUCUUUUAGGCAGCCGGUUCACUUGCCUCUUGCAGAAAUUCGAGCAAAAUAAAAAUUAAAAAUUGAAAUUUCUUAGUGACAAUCAAAUCCAGUAGAUGUAAUGUUAAAAUUACUUUAAUUUUUUGGAUUUGAAUAUUAUUCAGUAGUAAAGCUAAUUGAUCGUCACUUUUCGUAAAGAAUUCAUAUUGUUCGACAGAAAUCCGUUGGUCACUCUUAUUAAAUGUAUCAUCACUUUUGUGUCGUCACGUGCUGACACUAAUUGAUGUUAAGAAAAAAAAAUGAACGAAAAUACGAGUUUACAAUUAGCGUUGUGAUGUUGAAACAUUUGGAAUUACGUGUUUAAAAUAUUAUUCCAAUAUCUGCGUGCUUGGUGUUCAAGAUUACCUGAAGGAUUCUCUCGUAAUGAAUUACGACAGACAUUCCGUCACUCUGAAAUUGCGAGUGCUGAGGGUAACGCGAAUCCUUAUCGGUGAUAUCCGCCUUGCUCCGCUCUUAUCACUAAGUACUGAUGAGUAUAGUAUAGUAUUGCAUGUUUAGCGUCAGGUCAAGUUUGUACAUAAUAUAUCCGCUAUAGAUAGGCAGGUGAUUAAGGAAAAGUCAGAUUUUCUCAGAAUUAUUAUCCUUAUAAAGCUAUAUAUGCCGUUACUCAGCCAAUAAUGUUGCAGUAGUCAUGCUAAUGUUGAUAAAACGAUACUGCAUUUCUACAAAAAAAAAAGUUUGAUCAAUUUUCACGAUUUGUAGAACAGGAUACUGCGAAUCACGGUACUUGAAGUUAUUAGAAUGUCAUGAGAUAAAUGAUUCCAGGGUAUUACAAUGUUUUUAUUCAUAUGUCGAAUUCAAAAUUCAUAUGAGUGUGUAUAGAGCAGUAUCAUGAUGCGAUGGAGAUGGCUUGUAUUGCAUCAAUUUCAGCCACUUUCAAUUAGUAAUUGCAAAAUUUAUUCUCGCGAUUUCCACUGCUCUGCUGUACUAAUUAUUUACAGAUAGUUUCAAUUAGUUAUCCAUCACUGUCUUUAUGUCAUAUUUUCUACUUUCAUGAUCAAAGCCAGUGACCUGAGGGAUUGUUUUUUGCUGUUACGGCACAAUAUUAUACAACGUGUUAUGUUAUAUUUAUUACGUUUAUAGUUUUAUUCAACUAAAAAUAGAACAUUAUGAUGAUAAUAUUAUUAUUAACGUCAACAUUAAUAUCAAUAGUAAGGUGUCAGAGAGGUAAACAUAUUGUAAGAACGGGCCGAUUGUAUUUGUACAUGAAUGUUGUUGCCGUUAUCCUAAUAGAUUAACACUAAUAUAAUGAUCAUCAUUUGUGGUCCGCGCUCACUAAAGAAUUCGUAUAGCUUUACAUAAAUGCAAAGCAUACUUGUAAUUGUAUCAGUGGGGUUUACAGCAAAUACACUAGAAAAAGCAUCAACAAACUUUUUGAGCAUUCUUGUAAUUGAGUAGAAUUAUUGAAGAAAUUCGAAUACUCUUUCUCUGAAUUUAAAUUUGCAGAACGAAUGUCUAGGAUCCUAUGGGUCCUUUGAUAAGCCAGUUAUCAAACCUUUCAAUGAGCGUGACAUAAAAUUGAGAAGCAUAGAUAAAAGGGUAUAGUAUAUAAUUUUUUUUAUGUGCAAAUUGCAAGGUGGUUAAUUAAUUGAUAAUAUGUAGCGUGAAAUGUACUGUGAUGACGAGGUGAGGAAAAAAUUCAAUAGGAGUUAGACUGUUAUACGUAAAAAUGAAAACUAAAACAAGCACUGCAAUUUCCAUGAAACGCUUGUGAUCGAUAUAGUAAAUCUAUCUAAUCAUGUUAUUUCACAUCACUGUUGAUAACGACAGAAGAAUAAUGUUCAAUUCUGAUAAGUUGAGGGAAAUAUGAACCUAAAGCUUGGAUGUUUCGUAACUAAGUAUUGAGGCUCGUUUGUGACUGGAGCUAUUACAAAAAGUGGUUAUUAUUAGCCUAGAAUUUAUAGCUGGAGGAUCAUGCAAGGUUUGAAAAAGUGCACAACGGGUAAUUUCCUAAACUCAUUGUUGCUCUGUUGUGCACUAUAUUCGUAAUCUAGAGUCAUUAGGUACACAAGAAUUCCAAGUAGUUAUUUGAAAAUAUUCUUUCUCUUGCAAAUGCACUGUUAAAAUAAUGAAGUACUGCCAUUUGGAUCAUUAUCAGAUUCCAAUAAUGGUUUAAUCAAUUGUCGCUAUCUCAGUGUAUCUUGACAUAUAUUGGAUAUUACGUUGACGUAAUUGAAAAUUGAACAAAUUAAGUAAAAAGUCAGUAAUUGGUUGGAACUGUAAUUUUUACAAACAUUCUGUUACGAAGAUGGUUUUUCAAUAUCUACGAAAUAUAGAAUUGAAUUUCCAGUGAAUGUUGAAUAAUGAAUGAAGAGCUACCUAUGUUUAAAAUAGAUGUAAUCGUUAUUUGUGAGUUUCGUUAAAUUUCUAUGACCGUGUGCAAUAUUUUCUUUUCCGUUUCACUUAGUGGAAUAUUUUGAAUUACAAUGUAUAGCUCGUCCCGAGUAACUGUUUCAAUAUGUGCUCGUUUUUUAAAUGAGAUAUUGCCUUUUCAAAAACAUAAGAAUGAAUUCUAUAGUUGGUCAGAGUCAGAUUGAUCAUUUUCAAGACGUACCUCCUUACUGACAAUGAGUAUAGACCUGGAGGUACUCUUUUCUUUCGCUUUAGUAGUGCACCAUUCUGUGCGCUUGCUAAAGCUUUCAAUACUUAGGUAAUGAUGAUUAUAAGACGUUAAGCUUUCGCAUUCUGCUUCAACGAUGUUUGAUCUCACCCCUUGGCAGAGGUAUAAAAAUUUAAAUACGACAAAAUUUCAAGAGUCACGUUUUCUUUCUUAUUCUACCAAUGUAAUCUAAAAAAUAAACACGCAUUGGGGAAAACCAUUGCUGUGCAUUAGAAAUACACUUUUAGAUAAAACAUUCCAAAACCUCGGAAAAGUGUUGAAGCUUUCAAAAUAUUUGAUAAUUAAGUGGCUAAAUUGUCAAACUAUUACAAACCUGAAAAGGAAAAAAAAAAAAUCAAAUUUGAUAAAAUUAAAAAAUAUUUGUCACUUUGUUAUACGAGUACCGAAGUACCUAGCCUUGAAUAUGUGUAAAUUUGGUUACUGUUUUGUGAGUUCAAUGUAUUCUGUAACCGAAGGUAACUGACAUAGAUGUGAUCAUAUUAUUAUACCUAUGUGUACGUAUUUUAAAUCGUUUGUAUAUGUAAAUUUAUUUGGUUAAUUCCUCGUUAUGUAAACAGAUUUUUAUUAUGUAAUAAACUUAAAUUUCUUUUA